Heterobasidion irregulare TC 32-1 is the source of this 1620-nucleotide messenger RNA. RefSeq lists its product as uncharacterized. The record is from RefSeq and is a predicted model, not a curated record. The transcript is spliced from 5 exons. The coding region runs from base 1 to 1620 and encodes 539 amino acids. NCBI's taxonomy places the organism in Eukaryota, Fungi, Basidiomycota, Agaricomycetes, Russulales, Bondarzewiaceae.
AUGAGAGUUGUGUCGGCAAAAAGCGGUGGCGCGUAUCGCGGCCUCUGCCGAGCGCAGUGGCACGGGGCUUUGUCAGGUGACCACGAUCCCCUGCCGAUCGUUGAUUCUCCAGCGACUAAGUCCUUCAUCGCCAUCCUCCUGCCGCUUCGUCUCCUCGUCCGAUCCUUUCGGCCUUCCAACAUGUCCUCCAUCCUCUCUGUCCUCAAAACCAAGCUCGGGGAGUACAUGCUCGCUCUUCCCGACGGCGCCGCCGAGUACGAAGAUUACGAGGCCUGGGCGCAGGGGCUGUUUUCGAUCGUUCGGCGCGUGGGCAGGACGUGCCCGAACUCGCGGCCUGGGUCGCCGAGGCUGAGACGUGCGGCGCGCUUUGCAGCGCAGAAACAGCAACAAGCGGCCGAAGAACAGGCCCUGGCAGAGGAGGCUGCGCGGGUCGCUGUCGCCGAACGUGAGGCUGAGGAAGCCGAGGCGAUGCGGGCUGCCGCUGCCCGUCAGUUGGCCGAAGAAGAUCGUCAGCGGCGUCGGGAGGCCUUGGUGGAGGCCAUGUUCAACGGGUCGCUCGAUCCUGAACAGGGUGAUCGUCAGCUGGCCGAGCUGGAGUCAGAGUCCGUCUUUCCCAUUCCUCUCUUCUUUCACUCCCCUUCUCCUUCUACCGCCGCGUCCUCCUCUCAUCCCAAUCCGUCCGCCGACUCUUCUCAUCCCGACCCGUCCGCCGAUGAUUCGGAGCUUGCGUCCGCAACCGAUGCCCUGGACCGAAUGAGCGUGGGCCUGGUCGCCGCCGCUGCCCCGACUGACGCGAAGGGCAAGCAAUCGGCUGCUGCCGUUGUCAUCGAGUUCGCGCGUCAACUGACGCCGACCGCUGGACGUGUCGUGCUUCCUCUGGGUCCUGGCACAGGCCGAAUGUCGUCUGUUCGGCCUCCUGUGGAGCGGAACGGAGCUGGUAAGUUGCUGCAGGAUCCCCCGGGCUUGUUGCCGGAUGACGUCCUCGCCAAAUACGCGUGCCAUCGGUGCGCCACCGAGUUUACCACUGUAGCUUUUCGGUGCUACACGAGGGCCGGCCGAGUUUCUUGUACGAAGUGCUCCAAGGAGCAGAAAGGCUGUAGCUUCCAGCCCGGGUGGAUGCCGAAGGACAAAGGGAAGUCAAAGGGGAAAGGGAAGUCGAAAGCGAAGGCGGCCGAAAAGUCGGGGGAGCCGGAACCAUCGCGCCCGACUAAGAAGCGUAAGGUCGAGGUACUCAUCCCCGAACGAUCUGUCGGCGAGAGUAUUGCGCGGACUAAAGCUGUUCGGGUUCGGAAGCCCGUCCAGCGUCUCCCAACCACCACCUGUACCGUCCUGGCCCCUUCCCGUCCCCGUUCUUCUGCUGUCCCCGCCCUGCCCGACUCCUCUCGCCUGUCUCCUGUCGUCGCGCAAGGCAUCGCGUCGGAGCUUCGGUACCGCAUUGCUGUGGCCGAAGGUACUCGUGCCUCGCUGGCGCGUUUGAUCGCGAUGUGGCAGGGUGAGUUGGAGGUUCUUGAGGCGCGUUCGGGUGGAUCGGCGGUUUCGGAUGUGGUGUUGGUGGAAGACUCGUCGGAUGCCGAGGAUUCGGGAAUGUCGGUGUCGGGCGACUUUGUUCCCGAUGUGUAA